UCCUCUGCCCUGUUCUGUGAUGUACAGCACUCAACUACAAAAUGAUGUAUCUCAACUACAAAAUGCAGCGUUUACAAUCGCGUGAUUAAAAAAAAAAAAAAAAAAAAAAGAGUUUAACCCUAUACAUUUUACUAAACCCCAAACCACAGAACAGUCAAUUUCUAUUGUCAAUAGUGGGCAGAAUGUAACAAAGAAAAGUGUGUAAUACAGGAGGAAAGAAGCCCAAUAAAAACUCCAGUUGAAGGGAGAUGAAUUCUCUGUGUAUCCUUUCCAAGUGCCUGGCUGGGCCCGGGAGCGCUGAAGAGACGUUUCCAUUGGGCUUCUGUAUUCCAAACCCAGGUUCAGAGCUGCAGCUGGCGGCCCGGUGUGUGCAAGCCCGGACAGCCACCUCGUAACCCAAUCCUGCAGUGCAGUGCCUCCGUGCUGUUCCUCAGAGCGCUGUGCUCCCUGCUCCAGGGGGUGGAGUUAGUGCUGGUCAGGUCUGCACACAGCUGGGAACACGUCUGCUUUAACUGAUGGGUCCAGGUUCUAAUUUUAAUAACAAGGAAGCCCUAUCCGCCUCAUUGAGGACGUACCUGAAGCAGCACGGAGGGAUCUUUUCCAGGCAGGAAGGCUCUGUUGCUCAAUCCCAAUCUGCUUCUGAAUUUGCAUUUAAAAUAGCUGCUUCCAGUUGAGAGGAGACAUUCAACAAUAAUAGGCUUCUGAGCCUUUAUCCAGCCGCCUGUGGUACAGUAACUCCUUGCUGUGUUACUGACUCUCUUCAAUCUCCCUGUGCACUUCCUAAUCAUCCAUGGCGACAGCACAGGCCUUGCCCCUGACCAGCGAACCCAGCACCCACUUCGGUGACCUCUACCCCCUCCCCUCCCAGCGCGGCCAGUACAGGAGCACCAUGGGAAGUGUGGGCAGCCUGAUCGAGAAGCCGGACCUGUCCCCAGAGCCGCUGCGCAGCAGCAGGGCCGUGCCCCAGGCAGGACCCAGGCAGCCCGACGGCCUGCUCAAGAAGGAGCCCAAACCAGGCAAGAGGACCGUCUCCUCCAUCAAGAGGGAGCACGGCUCAGAGGAAGGAGAGAACAUCUACAGCAAGCUGCAUCACAAACACGGCAAGGAGAUUGACCUGACCAAGAACUCUCUGCCGCUGGAAAAGUCCCGGUGUCGACCCUCUGCGUUCAAACCGGUCACUCCCAAGAACUUCAGCUCCAUGCAGAACCUGUACCCCUCCAGACACGAGGUCCCAGAGAAGGGGCUCUCCAAUGGGCUUCAUCAUGUCUCCUACGCCACGGUCUCCCCCUCCCGGAGCGGCCCCGCCAGGCCCCCUCCGCCCCAGGCCCUCAGCCAGCAGGACGAGGAGAACAUGUCUGACUCGGGACACCACUCCCUGAACAGCCUCCCGCCCUACCGGCCCCCCUUCAAGGCUCACCUGGGCCAGAUCAGCGCCUCCAUGAGCCACAUCAACCACAUCGGCUCGCUGGAUCGUGGCUCGGCGGGCUACCGAGGGGCUCGGUCCACGGGCACGGAGCUGUCGUGCCGCAGCAUGGCCACGCUGCACCGGCUGCAGGGCUGCGAGGGGGAAGCACCCCCGCCCUACCAGGCCUCGCUGUCCAUGGAGGACAUGGUGAAGGACCUCGAGGAGAGGCUCCUGGAGAAGGAGCACGAGCUGAAACAUGUGAGGAGGAACCUGGACGAGAGCGAGGACGCCAUCGCUCAGGUGUUUGAAGAGAGGCAGCGGCUGUGGGAGAAGGAGAUUGAGGAGCUCAAGAGGCUCUAUGCCACCAAGCUGCGGCAGAUCUCCCAGCAGGCCCAGCGCUCGCAACGCACGCUGCAGCUGCAGCUGUACAAGGCGCAGCAGGAGAAGCGCAGGCUGCAGGAAGACCUGGGCGCGCUGCAGCGGGAGUGCGAGGGGUUAAAGACCGUCGAGCAGGGACAGGACAACCCCAGACUGGAGGAGACCAAGUGGGAGGUAUGCCAGAAAUCAGGUGAGAUCUCCCUCCUGAAGCAGCAGCUGAGGGACUCGCAGGCAGAGGUGGCUCAGAAGCUGGGUGACAUCUUCAGCCUGAAGACGCAGCUGAGAGAGACGAGGGGGGAGCUGCGAAGCAAGGACAACGAAAUCGAGCUGCUCCGAGACUCCCUGCGACGCACCCUGCAGGACGGAGAGGAGGACGGAGAGGGAGUGGGAGAGGGUGAGGGCAGGGAGGGGAGAGGGCAGCAGCAGGGUUCCACGGAGGAGAGGCUGAGGGCGGAGCUGCUCCUAGAAAGACGACAGAACGAAGCCCAGACCUCGCUCUUUGAGUCGGAGCGACGCACCUGGCAGAGCGAGAAGGAGAAGGUGAUCCGGUACCAGAAGGAGCUGCAGAUGGGCUACCUGGAGAUGUACCACAAGAACCAAGCCUUGGAGAAGGAGCUGCAGGAGCUGCGAGGAGGAGGAGGAGGAGGGAGGGGGGGAGAGGGAGAGAGCCGCAGCAGCAGCAGCAGCACAGGGGUCAAUGAUCCACAGCAGCCCACAGGCCUGCCCUGGAUAGAGAGGAUCGAGUCCUCUGAAAUAUGACUGCCCCUGGUGGCAGGAGGGGCAAAGGUCAGAGGAAAAAGGAGGGCCAGAAAAAAAUAAUGAACGCAACAAUCUGUGAGUAAAAGAGACUCUAAAGCUGGAAGAACGCAGUGCCUGUGCAGUUGUUUGUUAUUGGAUGACAUGCCCUUCAAUCCAGGAAGCUGCUGCAGAAGGUGCUGCUCAUGGGAGUCUGGGACUACAGAAAAAUGAACGAGACAUCAACGCUGCAAGCUGUCUUGCAAAGUGCCAGAUUUUUAUUUUUUUAUUUUUUUCACGUUUGAAAAAUAAAAAAGGGAAUUUUUUUUUUUUUUAACAUAACAAU
Messenger RNA from Polyodon spathula (Mississippi paddlefish), 2864 nucleotides. RefSeq names its product NEDD4-binding protein 3-A-like. Bases 791 to 2542 code for a protein of 583 amino acids. Gene Ontology annotation, cellular component: cytoplasmic vesicle. Lineage: Eukaryota; Metazoa; Chordata; Actinopteri; Acipenseriformes; Polyodontidae. The transcript is spliced from 6 exons. The record is from RefSeq and is a predicted model, not a curated record.